AUGAAUAGUGUAUUCAGAAAACCAGCCGACUCGGAUAGGAAUGUCCAGGCCACAGUGUAUAUAGGGAAUCUAGACCCACAGGUGACGGAACCUUUACUUUAUGAAUUACUCGUACAGUUUGCACCUGUCCGAACUUUAAACUUCCCUAAAGAUCGAAUUCUUAAAACACAUCAAGGUUAUGGAUUUGCAGAGUUUCGAACUGCAGAGGAUGCAGAGUAUGUGUUGGAGGUCACUCGUGGAGUUAGAUUAUUUGGUAAAUCAUUAAAAUUUAAGAAAACUGAACUGGGUGGAUCAAAGACAUCGCAACAAGAUCAACAUCGUUACCAACAACAAGCAGCUCUUACCACGUCAAAUGCUAUCGAUGUUGGAGCAAAAUUAUUUAUUAAUAAUCUUAAUCCAUUGAUAGAUGAGCAAUUUUUACAAGACACAUUUUCUAAAUUUGGCACCCUUAUACGGCCACCCAUUAUUAUUCGAGAUGAAUCUGGAGUUUCAAAGGGUUAUGGAUUUUUAACAUUUGCAGACUUUUCUAUCAGUGAUGCAGUGAUAGCAAAAAUGGCAGGAGGAAUGCUAAUGAACAUGAAGGUUGAUAUAAACUACGCUUACAAAGAAGAUGCCCUGGGUAAAAGAGUGAGGCAUGGUGAUAGAGCUGAAAGAUUACUUGCAGAGAGUGCCAAGACCAAUAAUCUUUUGAAAAAUGAAAUAAAAGUAGAGGGGAAAAAGGGAGGUAGAAGGAAAUGA
Molecule: messenger RNA, 738 nt
Organism: [Candida] anglica
Lineage: Eukaryota; Fungi; Ascomycota; Pichiomycetes; Serinales; Debaryomycetaceae
Source: the annotation of a GenBank genome assembly